AAAUUAGAUCGGAGGUAGCCAUUCCGCCCUCGGCUCUCUUUUUCCCUCUCCACCAAUAAUCCCCACGGUUUUGUAUCCCAAACCCUAGAAUCCCCCAAAUUCAAAAUCCUCCAAAAUCUCUCGUAUUCUCGGUUACUAGUUUCCUGAUGGUUUGAAACUCGAGGUGAAAUGGCGAGCGACUUUCCGAUGAGCGCUGAACUGGAACAGAUCGCCGGCGAGAUCGCCGACAUAUUCCGAGCGCUUUCAAAUGGAUUUCAGAAAUUGGAUAAGAUCAAAGAUCCUAAUAGACAGACUAAGCAGCUCGAGGAACUCACUGGCAAAAUGAGGGAGUGUAAGAGGUUGAUCAAAGAGUUUGAUCGGCAAGUUAAAGACGAGGAGAGUCGAAAUCCUCAAGAGAUCAAUAAGCAGCUCAAUGAGAAGAAGCAGUCAAUGAUCAAAGAGCUGAACUCAUAUGUAGCCUUGAGGAAAACCUAUACCAGCAGUCUUGGUAAUAAAAGAGUAGAGCUCUUCGAUAUGGGUGUUGGAAGUAGUGACCCUGCACCAGAGGACAAUGUACAAAUGGCGUCAGCAAUGUCUAAUCAAGAACUUGUAAAUGCUGGAAUGAAGACAAUGGAUGAGACUGACCAAGCUAUCGCGCGUUCAAAAAUGGUCGUUGAGCAAACUGUUGAAGUAGGAACUCAAACUACUGCAACACUGAAGGGCCAAACUGACCAAAUGGGCCGCAUUGUUAAUGAUCUGGAUACAGUUCAUUUUUCUAUCAAAAAGGCCACCCAGCUUGUAAGGGAGAUAGGAAGGCAGGUGGCAUGUGAUAAAUUCAUCAUGUUCUUCUUGUUCAUAAUAGUUUGUGGUGUUAUUGCAAUCAUUGUCGUGAAGAUUGUACACCCAAAUAACAAGAACAUUAGAGAUAUACCCGGGUUGGCACCCCCAGCCCCAACAUCAAGAAGGUUGCUGAUUGCAGACGUGCCGAGAAGUUUCCAGUAGCAUGUUCUCAUCUGCGAAGAUGUUGUAUGUAUCGUCC
Molecule: messenger RNA, 1018 nt
Organism: Asparagus officinalis (garden asparagus)
Lineage: Eukaryota; Viridiplantae; Streptophyta; Magnoliopsida; Asparagales; Asparagaceae
Product: novel plant SNARE 13-like
Exons: 10
Coding region: 169-981 (270 amino acids)
Biological process (GO): vesicle fusion
Cellular component (GO): SNARE complex; endoplasmic reticulum membrane; ER to Golgi transport vesicle membrane
Molecular function (GO): SNARE binding; SNAP receptor activity
Source: RefSeq, a predicted model, not a curated record